UUGUGACGUCGAAUGGCGGCGCCGGAAGUGUGAGCUGCGGCUUGUUGGAGGUGGAUGAACGACGCCAUGGGAGGCGAUCAGAGCCCGGCUCCCGAGAGGGAAAUGAAGAAUUUCCACUUCCGUCAGAUGAAGAAAAUCCGAAUCUUCGAUUCUCCAGAUGAGUUGCCGAAGGACAGGGUUAAUCUCCUGACUUUGUCCAAUAUUUAUGGACUGAUUUUUCUGGGCGGUAAAACUGGCCUGAAGAUACUGAACACCCAAUAUCUUUCCCUGGUUGACCAGAGCGAGGGGAACAUUAAUACAAUCAUCGAAGAUCCUCCUGUCAUGACAGUGAAUAUGAAGCUCCCAGUGCACCACAUUGGCCUGAGCUGUGACGAUUUCACCUUGUCUGUUGCUAUGACGUCGGAGGAGUAUGGGCUGGUCAUUGCCUUUUUCGAUGUACGAACGUUUUUGAACAAGGACAAGCUGCAGAAGCGACCGUUUGUGUACUACAAACCGGAGAAAAAAUGCACAGUGACCGAUUUGAAAUGGAAUCCGGCUGUGAACUGUAUCCUGGCCGUCUGCAUAUCCGACGGAAGCCUGACCAUCCUGGAGGUUACUGAUGUCAUUAAGCAGCAUGCCUCCCUUCCCCCUACAGCCGAGAUAACCUCAUUGUGCUGGAGUCCGAAAGGGAAGCAGCUGGCUGCGGGGAGGCGGAAUGGGACGGUUGUUCAGUACUCACCGGUUCUACAAGAAAAGAAGAUUAUCCCGUGCCCCCCUUUCUACACAGCAGACAAUCCAGUUCAAGUGUUGGAUAUCUGUUGGAUCAGCACGUACGUUUUUGCGGUGGUUUAUGUGGCUGCGGAUGGAUCACUGGAAAGCCCUCCUGAGCUUGUGAUGGUCUCCCUGGCGAAAAAGGAUGAGAAACAAGAGGACCAGUUCUUAAACUUUAACGACCUGUGCUUUGGGAUAUCGACUGAGAGGCAGCACCACUACUACCUGCAUUACUUUGAGUCUUGGGAUCUUAUCUUGGCCUCUUCAGCUGCAUCAAUUGAAGUCAGCAUUGUUGCUCGGCAACCCGAUAAGGUCAACUGGGAAGUCUGGGUCUUGGAGGAUGCAGCCCGCGCAGAAUUCCCUGUGACUGACAAUAGCGAUGACACAAUGCCAGUUGGUAUUGGUGUUGACAUCACCAAUCAGCAAGCAAUCGCCAUAGGCAAUGAGAAGACUUUCCCUCCUUCUCCAAUCUUGAUAUUGCUUUCAACAGAUGGGCUCCUAUGUCCGUUCUAUAUGCUCAACUCUAUACCUGGAAUGAAGUCACCAGUGAGAUCACCAGUUUGCCCACACAUUGAAGGGGAGAGAGAACCCAAGCCAGCUCAGGUAUCAAUACCUGCCCCAUCAGUACUGAUGCCAUCGCACGUUGCGACUGCUUUGCCACAGCAGUCUGCGGUGGCCAUGCACCCGCCGGCUUCCUUCCGUCCAUCUGUACUGCCAGUCAUCCUGCCGUCUUUCCCCAACUUCCCCAGGGUACCUGCCCAGACUCCACAUCCCAAAGAUAUGCCGACUGCUGAAGUCAAAAUCGAGCUGGAGGAAGUGUCCUCUUUGAGUGACAGUCAAGGACCUGGUGCCUCUGGAGCAAAGCUGAGUCCGGUACCACCUGCAAAAUUUGUCAGGUUCUUGGGGAGUGAAUCAUCCAGUGAGAUUGAGUGGCAGCAACAGAUGCAGCAGCUGCUGCCCUCUGCAGCACAAGGUCCAAUUCCAGGUACUGCAACGGGAAAGAUGGUGGUCGUCUCCUGCUCACUGACUUGGAAUGUUGCAAGAAGCAAUGCCUCGUCUUAUUCCAUUGACAAAGAACUAGUGCUUCUACUUAGUAAUGCAUUCCAAACCAGAUGGAGUGUUGCUACACAUCGCUUUGUCUUUUCUCUUCAGAGCUCUGCCUCCUUAGAACUGUCCGUGUCUGAUUUGGAGAAACAGCUGAAACAGCAUCCUGUCCUGGACCCUGUCAUGAUGGGAAUCAUGGAGGAGAUCUCUCUCUUUCAGAAGGAACUUGAUGAUUUGAAGGCCCGCACGGCACGCUCAAACUUUGAGGUUGGCAGCGCCAAGGAGAUGACCCUCCUGCGGUAUGAUUCCCAGUCACUGCACACCUUCCUGUUGGAGGUCAAGGAGAUAACAGAGACUCUACACGAAGAAAUCGGCAUUCUGAAGACGAUGAUGCUGGAAGGAUUUGCUGCUGUGGAAGAUGCAACUACACAUAAUGAGCGAAACAUGGACAAGAAUUACCUUCAGCUCCUGCGUCGAAAGCCCCUCAGCCCAAAGAACGAAGCCCAACUGAAGGAAAUUCGCCAACUGCAUCAGUACGUGAGGUUUGCCGUGCAGGAUGUGAAUGAUGUGUUGGAUAUGGAAUGGGAGCAAUACCAGGAAAAGAACAAGAAACACAAACACCUACUUCUACCAGAGAGGGAAGUGUUGUUCAACGCUUUGGCGAGUCAUCAUGAGAUCAUUACCCAGCAGGAUAAGAAGAUUAAUGAACUGAUUGACAGCCUGCAGAAUCUCCGUAUUUAUAACCAGACCUCCAAGUGGUGUGUGCCCAAUGAAAAGUGUCUGCUCAGUGAUCGUUGCUGGGAUACUGAGUUAGAGAUGCUGCGCAAUGUCCUGGUGAAGACUACCCUGGAUGGAACACCAAAAGGGACUUCAGCUGCUCCAGGUAAACUAUCUCCAGUGAAACAAUCCCAGCUACGGAACUUCCUUUCCAAAAGACAGACUCCACCUGUGAGAUCCACUGCACCAGCUAAUCUGUCCAGGUCAGCCUUUAUAUCACCAAAAUGUUAUGGAGAGUUGGAAGAGUCGAGUCUUAAGUCUACUUCGCUCCGCUUGGAUUAUGAAGGUCUUCAGGCCAAAGAGUUAAAACAUGCUCCUGUCACCAGGCUGCCCUCCUUUCCACCGUCGGCGAUUACCGCGCAGUCAACUCCUUACGGCAAAGGUCAGCCUCCAACUGGUCCCACCGCCACCACAAUUCCAAAGCCAACAGGUAAGAUGGUGAAACCUGGAGCACCAGCGGCUGAGAAGCCAGCCACCAGCCUUCCAGCUGCCCAAGCUGCUGCUCAGGCAGCUUUCCGGAGACAGAUGACCAGUCAGGUGCCAGCUGCAAGUGCGAGCUUCCCCGAACCUGAACAAAAAGAAGCUCCUCCAACCAUUGCGCUUCAAAUCCUGCCCAGUACAGGCCUGCCUCCGGGUCCACCAUCUGUCCUCAGCACUACUUUGUCAGCAUCUGAAACCGAGAUUGGGACUCAGGUCAAGCAGGGACCUGUGAAAGGGCCUGUCAAAACAGAGUCAAGUCCGUCUGGAUCAAGUUUACCAGACUCCUCCAUAUCCUCCUCGAGUUUGAUGGCCUCUGUCUCCAUAGAGAGCAUGCUGAAACCUGAGCUACCCAUGGUUACUGCUUCUGGCGAGCAGCUCCACAAAAUUUCCUCAUUCCCAGGAGCCUCCACUGGGUUCCAUUUCACAGCAAGCACAUCCUCAUUAAACGCGCUGAGCAACAAGGCUCCAGGAUAUCUUUUAGGUACAAAGGAUGCUAUUCGCUCCACCUUAAAAGUGCCCAGUAAAGUAUCCUUUGGAUUGGGAACGGACAUCCCCCCUUCACACAGGAGUUCAAAGUCCAGCUCUAGCUCUGUCUCUACAUCUGAGUCUGCAGUCACUGGCGUCUAUCCCCCUAAUGCUGUGAGUUCAGAGCUGCAACCAGCUGGCAGACCGGUUGUAAAUGGAACAACUCCUGAGUCUGCAAUCCCUGCAGCCGCAGGAAAACCUGAGGAUCAACAGUCCAGUUCCGAAACACAGCCUUCCAAACUGGAGUCUCGCAUUGAGCUUUACCCACCUAAAACUGAAGUUCCACUGCAGCCUGAACCUGAGAUUCUGCUGCAGGCCAGGCCUGAGGUUUCACCACAGCCUGAGGUACCUCAGCCGCAGCCUAGGCCUGAGUUUGCUCCUCCAGCGCCCAGGCCUGAGGUUCUGCCUCAGCCAGGGCCCCAGGUUGCUCCCCUGGAGACCGGGCCCGAGGCUGCUCCCCUGGAGACCAGACCCGAGGCUGCUCCCCUGGAGACCAGGCCCGAGGCUGCUCCCCUGGAGACCAGGCCCGAGGCUGCUGCCCUGGAGACCAGGCCCGAGGCUGCUGCCCUGGAGACCAGGCCCGAGGCUGCUGCCCAGGAGACCAGGCCCGAGGCUGCUGCCCAGGAGACCAGGCCCGAGGCUGCUGCCCUGGAGACCAGGCCCGAGGUUGCACCCCUGCCACAGACUAGGCCUGAAGUAAUACCGCUGCAGAGUGAAACAGAUGUCAGUGAGGAUAGUCCUAAAGGAGUCACAAUUGGCAGCUUUUCUGGACUUGUAGUCAGUCAGACAGAUGAUGUCUGCAAAUUCGAGAGAUGUUCACAGGAUAAUUUCAUCUUUGCCCAAACAGCCAAAACCUCAACAGCUUCUCCAUCUGUGUCCUUUGGGGGGGUCCUUCAAAUUGGAAAGUCAGAGUCGGCCGAAGUAACAUCAGUAGCCUCAGUUGACGCAGUUGUGCCCAGGCCAAGUGGAACACCAUAUCCCUCUGCUUCUGCAGUUGGCAGCAGAACGCCCAGUUCAACUAGUGGUGCACAGUCGAGAGGGAGCAAAGCUGAUUUUGUUACAAAGCAAGAAGAGCCCAUCAGUACAGCUGGCCAAAUUGCUGCUGCCAUCGCUGCUAUCAACACUUUGCAAGAUUCAAGUCUUGCUAACUCAUUGACAUCCCUCUCGGUUUCAUUAACUGAAUCCACGGCGCUGUCCAGUCCUGAUGGAAAGUAUACACCUCUUACAAGCAGCUUGAGCACUUCCAGUGCAGCUGAGAAACAGGCAGGUACACAGAGCCCAAAAUCACUGGCAUCCAAACCCUCAAUAGAUUUUGCAGGAAGUCCUACUCUGGCAAGUCCGAGUGGGACGACAUCUCCGUCCGUAUCCACUUCCACGAGCAGUCAGUAUGUACCAGGACUGAUCAUUACUCCAGAGUCCAGCACGAUUUUGGUGCCAUCUGUUGGACUCACUGACCAACAGCCUCCGUUGAUGGGCAGUGUUGCAGCAGCGAGCAGCAGCCUGACCACCACCGAACCGCAGUUGGGAGCCACUGUGAUUGCACCGUCUGUGCCAGCCCCCGUGACAACCCAGCCCAGUUCUGUCUCAGCACUCUUUGGUCAGCCCGUGGGCACCAGCACACCGCCGGCUCUGGGCUUCGGUCAGCUCACAACAACAGCUGCCCCGUCCACCUUUGGGCAAGGUACAAAUGGUAUGGCCACCCCGACCAUUGCUGACAGCACCAGCUCAACAAAAGCUGCCUUUGGUCAGCCGUCGGAGCCGGGCGUUGGGCAGGGACAGCAGCAUCCUGCAUCCAGCAGUAGGUUCAGCUUUAAACAGCCCACGUUCGGAGCCCCGUCAUCGUUUCCUCAGCCCGCGUCUACUGCCCCACCUGUGCCAGGGAGCACAUCCUUUCCUGGCAUCCCCACAACCAGUACUGCCACAACGUUUCCAUUUGGACAGACAACUCCCGGCAAUAAUACCAUAUUCGGACAGUCUGGUACCCCAGCGUUCGGACAGAAUGUUAGCUUCGGGCAAGCCCCUGCUUUCGGAACAAGCUCAGCAGCAACUUCUGGAUUCAGCUUUGGACAGCCACCAAGUUUUGGCAGUUCAGCAGGCUCUGUAUUCGGUCAGUCCACAAGCAGUGCUAAUGUCUUUGGCCAGCCUGCUAGCGCACAGUCAGUGUUUGGUUCCCAGGCAUCUGGCGGAGGAUUCUUUAGCGGACUGGGAAGAAGGCCAAGCAUGGAUGCCAGUGCUAGAAAUCCAUUUGGACAGGCCAACUUUGGAUCAGCUGAGGCUGCCAAUGCUCAAAGCCUCUUCGGGAACAGUGGUGCCAAGACGUUUGGGUUUGGCAGUGCCUCUUUCGGAUCAGAUCUGAAGGCGCCAGGCUCGUUCAGUGCAGGUUCCAGUGUUGCUGCUCAAGGCUUUGGCAACUUUUCCACUCCCUCCAAACCGCCAGGUGGCUUUGGUGCUGCUCCUGUGUUUGGCAGUCCGCCAGCCUUUGGUGGCACCCCAACGUUUGGAGGCCUUCCAACAUUUGGUGGCUCACCAGCUUUUAGUGGAACAAUGAGCCCUUCAGGAGGCAAGGUGUUUGGUGAAGGAACAGCGGCUGCCAAUGCUGGAGGUUUUGGCUUUGGGAGCACUGCCAAUGCGCAAUCAUUUGGAAGCAUAGCGAAUCAGUCCACUGUAUCUGGUUUUGGAGGACAUGGGUCUGGCUUUCCAGGCUUUGGGACCAGCGGAGGAGGGUUUGGAGGUGGUUUUGGAUCCACAAAUCAGUCCAGUCAGUCAUUCACCAGUGGAUGGAGGGGCUGAAUUCUAAACAGCAUUGCUUGAUACGUUUUAUAAACUGUACAUAGCUAUACAGAUAUAUAAUGUGUUGAGGUACCCUUGGUAACCCAAGAGGUGGUGUACUUUACAGAGAAUCAUAAACUGCAAAUUAAUCAAGUCCCCGUUGAUCGCUGCAAAAAAUGAGAUUAAAUCAUGUUUGUUACUUUGAGAUAUGUCUUUGUCACAUGAUGUCAUAUUAAUGACAUUUUAUCAAAUAAAAGUUAUAUUUUAAA
Chiloscyllium plagiosum (whitespotted bambooshark) is the source of this 6614-nucleotide messenger RNA. The record is from RefSeq and is a predicted model, not a curated record. NCBI's taxonomy places the organism in Eukaryota, Metazoa, Chordata, Chondrichthyes, Orectolobiformes, Hemiscylliidae.